UGGGGGGUGGAUCUGGGCCCCAAGGAGGCUGUGGCUGGUUAUUACACAGAAGCACAGCUGGUGACUGGAUCCGCGCAGCUGGGAACGUCUGGGUCUGGUUCACACUCAGCCAGAGCGAGACUCCUGGGUAUAACUGAUGCAGAAAAUCAGAUGUGGGACGUGAGGAGGGCCGAGUCCCAGGUCACCGUUGAGCCCCUGGGACGUGUCCCGCCACGUGUGGGUCCUUGGCUUCGUGCAGGAAAGAAUUCAAGUGCGAGCCACCGCUGAGUAAAGUAGAGUUGUUAAGAGAGCUAUGCACUGCAUGGAGUGUAAGGCAAGAGAAAGGCAAGGAAAGAGGUGUGGGAAUCGGGUGCUCAGGUUAAAGUAAAAGUAGGCACACACUCCCUAGACAGAGUGCGGCCCGUCUCCAAAGGGGAGAGAGAGCGCAAAGGGCCACUAGGCUGGGUGGUGUCACUUUUCGUGGUCUCAGUAGCUUCACAAGCCUACAGGUGGGAUCAAUCCAACUGCCCUGGGGAAGAGGCUGGGACUCCCAGGGGUUGGGCCACUGCCCAUUGCUUGGCCUUUUGCAGUCAGCCUUGGGGCUGUCAUGGCGCCUGCGGGCAUGUUGUUUGAUCAUGCUGUUACAAUGAGCACAUAAUGAAGAUCAAAGUCAAGUAGAAGUGAAACCUCCUAAUCCUCAAGGCCAACUAGAAGGUGAAUCUUCCACCAUUUUUGUUGCUGUCAUUCCUUGAGUGGUUGUGCCCUGCCCUAUUCUCUCCUGUCUCAUAAUGGAAAAGAAUCUGAAAAUAUGGACAUAUAUGUAUGUGUAUGUAUAACAGAACCGCUUUGCUGUACUCCUGAAAUGAAUAUUGUAAAUCGACUACACAUCAAUUUAACAGAAGCAAGUUGUAAAAACGAGUUUCCUAACCCCCCUCCCCCACCAUGCUGUAUGAAUGCAUUUCAUUUUUUUCUCAUAUGUACUAUAAAUAUUUAAUUAUAACUCGAAUCUAUUUAUUGAUCAUAUACGAACCUCUGCUCAAGGAGCUCCAGGGGAACUGGGAUACAGACACAUGAAAACUAACACCCAGCAUAACUGUGGGAGUAGCUCAGAGAUGCAGAAAGCAGAUGAAGCCACUCCUCCUUCGAGCCUGACGCAGACUGGUGAGCUGAAGUGACGACGCUGACACCCCGCUGCUGGCAGCAUGACGUCAAUAGGCCUCCUUUACUGCCUAGCUCUGCUGCCAGCCCAACCACUCUGCCAGGGUGAGCGGACCCCUGAAUGGAACCCCAGUCUGGCCUUUGCCGCCUGCCACCUGUGUGACCUGGAGCACCUUCCCUGACCUCCCCUGUAAAAUGAGAAUGAUAAGGAGUGGUUUUUUGAGGCUGUCAUUGAGUGCCUCUGGGACAUAUUGAACAGAGAGGAACUCCUGCACCUGCUGACUGCAGUCCUAGAUAGAAUUGACGAUGAGGAAAAUUUAUCAAGGAUGAAUCUUGUUGUGCCUAUUUUACGGAGAACUCCAAAGUUCCUUUCUGAAUCCCUUGACCUUCACGGUUACAGGGGAGAGUCAGCUGCACUACGCGAAUGCCUGGAUGACCUGAAGACACUCUUGGCCCUCAAGGUCAAAUACAGCCUGCUAAAGGAGCAGCUGAAUAGGAAGAGGUUUUUAAAGAAGUUUCCUCAUAUGAAACGGGAACUUGAGGAAAGCAUAGGAAAGCUCCGUGCACUUGCAGACAAGGUGGACAAGGUUCACAGGGACUGCACUAUCUCCCAGGUGGCAGCUGCCUCUGCUGGUGUUGCGUCUGGCAUCCUGACCAUCCUUGGCCUGGCUCUGGCACCUGUGACAGUGGGGGUCAGUCUGGCACUCUCGGCAACUGGGUUAGGGCUGGGGGCUGCAUCUGCCGUGACCAGUGUGGCCACGAGUGUCGUGGAACGUGUUGUCAUGUCAUCAGCAGAAACUGAAGCCAAUGACCUAAUGUUAACUGCCAUCAACAGAUGGAAAAUGGUCAAGGAGGUUCUACUGCAGAGUGGGCACAAAAUUGUUUCUGCAGCACAGAAACUCGUAGAAGCCGUGCAACAGAUUGAAAUGAAUAUCCGUGCCAUCGAGGUGCUCAGAGCCAACCCUGGCUUAGCAGCAGAUGUACAGCUCUUCCUGACCACUGGGAAAAUCUCAGUCCAAAGCAGCAGGGAGGUGCAGGAAGUUCUUAAAGGCACAGCUCUGGCGAUGAGCACAGGAGCCCGGGCCUUUGGUAUGGCCACUGCAGGUUUCUCCCUUCUCCUGAAUGUGGGCUUCCUCGUGAAAGACUCACUGCACUUGCAUGAGGGGGCAAAGGCGGAGUCGGCUGAGCGGCUAAGGCAGCGGGCCCGGCGGCUGGAGAGCAGGUUGGAGGAGCUCACCCGGACCUACAAGAAUCUGCUGUAGGGUCCAAGUCUCCCUCAGUCCCCCGACCCAGAGCAGUGCAGGGAGCAGAGGCAUGUGAGUGGCUAAGAUGCAGAGGUAGCUUUCAAGAGGGGGAAAGGGGACAAAUAAAACUUAUGGACUUAGGUGUGAAGGAAUGUGGCAUUUCUUGGUCUGAGUACAGCCGGGCAGCGGUUCAUGCAUGUGGUCAAAGAAAAGAAAGGGGCCUAAAGCCUGGAAUAAGGGCGGAGGGGGAACGAGAGAGUAAGGGGCAGAGAGAAACCAUGUAUCGUGGACAAAGAAGACCUUGGGGGCCUGAAUAAAGAGAGAGGAUGGAGGAUCAAGGAACAAGAAGGCUGCAAACAGAAAAGAAUAGCAAAUGGAGAAAUCAAAGAGUUGGGACUGUUGGAUGGUGGGAGAGGGGGCAGUGGCUCCUCUAUCGCCCCUCCCCGGGGUCUGAUGUCCCUACCAGAAGAGAGUCUUCCUGGUGGGGGUCCCCAGCCCUCCUUUUCCAGUAUCAGUUUAGCUUUGACUUCCAGCAGGUUUAUCUGAAUUAGACAGUGAUGUCUUCAGUAUGAUGAUGAUGAUGGUGGUGACGACACCCCAGGGAGUGGAAUAUUUGUCAAGUUGCCAGGUGCCCUGUGGGACCAGGGUGCACUGAGAGACCAAUGAAGUUCCUGUGAAACAUCAAAUGCUGUGUUGGAAUAGAGGUUGAUAUGAAAAACAAAAUAAAAGAAAGAAAAAUGAAUCCAGAUGCCAGCAACAGGACAAGGAAUAUUGUGAUGUGUCCAGGAGAUGAACUAGCUUGGGACCAAGAGAUUCAGCCUCACUGAGCUUCAGCUUCUUCAUCAGUUGAGGGUGGUGUGGGACCAGAUAUUUCAGAUCCCCCUGGCUCUCCCCACCUUGUGUUCUAUAACCCUUGGUUCAAUACAUAUGCACUGAUUCACUCAA
Camelus dromedarius (Arabian camel) is the source of this 3326-nucleotide messenger RNA. RefSeq names its product apolipoprotein L3 (gene APOL3). Gene Ontology annotation, cellular component: membrane; extracellular region. The coding region runs from base 1464 to 2399 and encodes 311 amino acids. The record is from RefSeq and is a predicted model, not a curated record. Lineage: Eukaryota; Metazoa; Chordata; Mammalia; Artiodactyla; Camelidae. Gene Ontology annotation, biological process: lipid transport; lipoprotein metabolic process. Gene Ontology annotation, molecular function: lipid binding. The transcript has 6 exons.